CCGCGUGCGUCCCCCGCGUCACAAUCGCGGUUGAAAAUCGAACGCGAUCGAUUCGAAAUACGAUGCGGACAUCCCUAGUGCUGUGAUAUUUGUGUUCUUAAUUCGAAUUAUUUUUUUGGCAAAAUGUUUUGGCUUUUGGUAGCCCUAUCCUGCACGAUAGUUUCAGCUGAAUACAGCAAUUACUUCUCUAAACCCCAGUCGGCUGCUUCCGAAGCGCAAAUCCGCUUCGCCAUUGAAAACAAUUACGACAACACAGGACCUGGUGCAAAACAAAGAGAAACAGCCUACAAUACAUACAAACAUCUGGACGAUGCUUUGAUUAGCUACCUAGAUGAUCCUGACACGAAACUGCCAGAAAUCGAAAAAGAUAAAGCCGUAGUCAAACUGCUCAAAACUAAUAAGUAUUAUUCCAAAGUUGCUCAAUCGUAUUUGCCAAAGUCUGAGUUUGGACUGAAGCCUUUAGAUUCUGUUUUGAAGAAAGGCUACUGGAACUUUAAAGAAGGGUUGGCAGAUGAGAAAUUGCGAUCACAGAGUAUACCGUUCUUGAAGAGCCCGCUCAAUCUGAGUUUCUACUCCAAAGGAAGUCAGCCGGUGUCUCCUGCACUGUAUUCACUAGUGUAUGAUGUCAAUGGCAAAUCUACCUCGUUGCCUGCUGGACCAACAGGUCAAGGCGACUUCGUGAGAGGCUACUACUCCCUGAAAGACGGCGGCGGCAAGACCAGAAUCAUCGAGUACUCCGUCAACCAUGAUGGAGGAUAUUCUGCUUCGGAGAGGAGCGACGUGUUGUAAAGAAUAAGAUUAAGAAUCUGCACUUUAGACUUUGCUAGG
This is a messenger RNA of Amyelois transitella, 828 nucleotides long. RefSeq lists its product as uncharacterized. The transcript is spliced from 3 exons. The coding region runs from base 124 to 789 and encodes 221 amino acids. Lineage: Eukaryota; Metazoa; Arthropoda; Insecta; Lepidoptera; Pyralidae. The record is from RefSeq and is a predicted model, not a curated record.